Coccidioides immitis RS is the source of this 204-nucleotide messenger RNA. RefSeq lists its product as uncharacterized. The transcript has 2 exons. The record is from RefSeq and is a predicted model, not a curated record. NCBI's taxonomy places the organism in Eukaryota, Fungi, Ascomycota, Eurotiomycetes, Onygenales, Onygenaceae. The coding region runs from base 1 to 204 and encodes 67 amino acids.
AUGGCGGGCAAUCUUAAUCGUAUGGCCUCUGGAUGGAAUCUUUACGUACACAUCAAGCGCAGAGAAUGCCGAAGAGCGAAGCAAUUCUGGAAUAAGAUAUUGGUUUAUAACGACAUAACCCCAAAGGACACUGGAAAUAUGCUCGAAGGGAAGACAGAGCCAUUCAAAUCCCAUAUUCUUAUUGGGAAGGCUGGUGGGCUAUAG